This is a messenger RNA of Dovyalis caffra, 264 nucleotides long. The record is from the annotation of a GenBank genome assembly. Lineage: Eukaryota; Viridiplantae; Streptophyta; Magnoliopsida; Malpighiales; Salicaceae.
AUGGACACUGGCAGAACUCCAAGGAAGCAGAAGAAAUUCAUUCAAGGGGCAGGUUAUUGGACUUGUACAUGCGUGCCAGUUUAUGAGAUUGCCGCUUAUACUUCUAAACAUCAUCGUUAUCAUUGUGAAGCUGGUCUCCGGUUGAGGUUGAGGAAGAAAAUAGUUCAUAGCUUGGCUUAUGUAUUAUCUUUGUACAUUGAUAUAUUACAGAGUCGUUCGCACUCGAGGGUUUGUGCACGCCAAAUGCCCAAAGGUAAGGAGUAA